AUGUUGCUGUUACGCGUUCUUUUAACAGCAUCUCUGUUUGUACUCUCGUUUGCAAGGGAGUUGGCCUCCAAGAAUGGUGAAUUUGCUUCCUCGGCGCUCCAUCUGAGCCAAAAUGCGUACAAGUCGAACCAAACGGGCCUGAUAGUCGUGGGUUCGGAAACCAACUCGUACCCAGUGCUGGUGACGAUUAGUGACCUGAAAUCGUCGGACGAGCUGUAUAUACGCGGGUACUGCGAACUGCAGCAUCACAGAGCCGAAUCGCCUCCAGCGAAGAUUUUUGAGCAUGCGCCCAAGGUGCAACUCGUGCGGCCAGGACAAAACACGACGUUCGAGAUGGACCAUCCGGGGUGGUACGGCAUAUACGCCUUCCCGGCCAAGGAGAACGACGAGGUGCGAGGAGGCUUCGUCGUUGAGUUUGGCGUCCCGCAGAUGCGUCCUGUCCCAUACUCCCGCACGCUUUCUCGGUCCCUGCUGAAGGUGCUGUUCUGGAUCGUCGUUCCCAACUUUGUGCUGAGCAAGCUGAAGCACAGGGGCCCCUUCACCAUCGUCCACAUGUUUGGUGCGUUUUUGGUGUACACGAUAUGUCUCACCUGGGGCACGAUUGGCUGGUCGCUGACCAAAAACUACUUUUUCAACGGACACCUGAAAACAAGCAAGCUGGUCGAGCGGUACGUCAAUUCCGAGCCGGAGGCAUGGCGUCUGGCCAUCUUCGCGUACGUGGUUUCCAGAGACGCAAUUGGACGGAAGACCCUGAGGACGCUCUACGUUCUCGUUGCCCUGAACUACUUGUUCCCCCCCAGCAUUUUCUCGAUCCCCACUCUCGAGAUGAUCGUGUCCAACUACAUGGCCGCGGCACUGUGGGCACUCUACGUCUUUGUUACUGUUUGUCUGCGUGUUGGCCUGACCGUGUUUAUCGCCCUGCGCCUGUUCUGGCGUUCCACCAGCAAGGACAGCGUCCAUGCCCAGGAGAGUCUCUCGACAGAGUACACCCGGCUGCUCAUUGUCUACCUUCUGCAGGCCGCGGCGCCUGUGGUGCUCGGCGCUGCCUGCCUCUUCGGCGUGGACUUCAACCUGUGGGACCACGCCGUUCUGUCCUUCCUCGACAUGUUCACCGUGCGGUCGCUUUUCAACAUGCGAUUCACCCAGGACGAGCAGACGCGCAGCACCACGAACGCGAGAGACGCAAUGGUUACGAAGGUGUGA
Messenger RNA from Schizosaccharomyces japonicus yFS275, 1203 nucleotides. RefSeq lists its product as hypothetical. The record is from RefSeq and is a predicted model, not a curated record. The coding region runs from base 1 to 1203 and encodes 400 amino acids. NCBI's taxonomy places the organism in Eukaryota, Fungi, Ascomycota, Schizosaccharomycetes, Schizosaccharomycetales, Schizosaccharomycetaceae. The transcript has a single exon.